AAAUUAAAUCAAAAAUUUAAACUAAAUGUUUUAUACAUCUACUCUUUUAUCUAUAUUAGAAGUAAUAUUACUUAUAUUACCUGCUUUAUUAGCUGUAGCUUUUGUAACAGUAGCUGAAAGAAAAACAAUGGCUAGCAUGCAAAGAAGACUAGGACCUAAUGCCGUAGGGUAUUACGGACUACUUCAAGCUUUUGCGGAUGCUUUAAAAUUAAUUUUAAAAGAAUAUGUAGCACCAACACAAGCUAACACUAUUCUAUUUUUCUUAGGUCCUGUUAUUACACUAGUUUUUGCUUUAUUAGGUUACGCAGUAAUACUUACGGACCUGGUUUAGUUUUAAACGACAUGGAACUUGGUAUAUUAUAUAUGUUAGCUGUUUCAUCAUUAGGGACAUAUGGUAUUUUAUUAGCAGGAUGAAGUGCUAAUAGUAAAUAUGCAUUCUUAGGUUCUCUUAGAAGUACAGCCCAAUUAAUUAGUUACGAACUUGUUUUAAGUUCAGCAAUUUUAUUAAUAAUUAUGAUUACUAGUAGUCUUAAUUUAAAUAUGAACAUACAAGCUCAAAAAGCAGUAUGACUUUUAUUACCAUUAUUCCCUGUUUUCUUAAUAUUCUUUAUAGGUACUAUAGCUGAAACAAAUAGAGCUCCUUUUGAUUUAGCUGAGGCUGAAUCUGAAUUAGUUAGUGGAUUUAUGACAGAACACGCGGCAGUUGUGUUUGUAUUCUUUUUCUUAGCUGAAUAUGGUAGUAUCUUAUUAAUGUGUAUAUUAACUAGUAUUCUUUUCAUAGGAGGAUACUUAUCAGGAUUUGACCUAAUUUACUGAUUUAAUACUAUAAAUAAUAUUUGAGCAUAUAUUUUCGAUAUUGAUUGAGUAGUAUCUUCAGAAUACUAUACUAUAAAAAAUUAUGUAGCUAGUUUUGCUGAAAGUGGUCUUUUCUAUGGUAUUAUUAUAGGAUUAAAAAGUGCUAUUUUUGUAUUUGUUUUCAUAUGAGUAAGAGCGUCAUUCCCUAGAAUACGUUUUGAUCAAUUAAUGUCAUUCUGUUGAACAGUAUUAUUACCAUUAAUGUUUGCAUUUAUUGUUUUAUUACCUUGUACUUUAUAUUCAUUUGAUGUAUUUGUACUAAAUAUAGCUAUAUAA
This is a messenger RNA of Verticillium alfalfae VaMs.102, 1131 nucleotides long. Lineage: Eukaryota; Fungi; Ascomycota; Sordariomycetes; Glomerellales; Plectosphaerellaceae. The record is from the annotation of a RefSeq genome assembly.